Messenger RNA from Arthroderma uncinatum, 2706 nucleotides. RefSeq lists its product as uncharacterized. Lineage: Eukaryota; Fungi; Ascomycota; Eurotiomycetes; Onygenales; Arthrodermataceae. Gene Ontology annotation, cellular component: nucleus. Gene Ontology annotation, molecular function: deSUMOylase activity. The transcript has 6 exons. Bases 1 to 2706 code for a protein of 901 amino acids. Gene Ontology annotation, biological process: protein desumoylation. The record is from RefSeq and is a predicted model, not a curated record.
AUGGAUUCCUCCGACCAGAUGGAAUGGGAGCCUACCUUACCCCUCCAAACCCUUCUUCCACAACAGAUUCUAACUGCUCAGCGCGAGCGACUUCUUGCUAUCACAGGUCGACGCAUCAUGGGAUUGACAUAUCCUAGCACCGCAAGCUCACACCGACCAACCCUGACCAGACGUAUCCUGGAAAGGAGCUCUCCCAGGAGACAAUGGAACAGAAUCCUUGCCAGCGUCGAUGCCAGCAAUGGAGGAACGCAAAAGGAAACAGACGGCGAUGCUGUAGACCUUUCCUUGACCCUGAACAUGGUAUCUCCUCCGGUAACGCCACGAAAACGCGUUAUCGAAGAGGUCGACGAGCCAGAGCAGUAUGAAGACCGCUUCUCGAGACCAGAAGCACACACAUCUGCCCCAAAUGUCAUCGAUUCACCGAAUGACAUUUCGAUGGAAGAUGUGUUCACCCCUCCCUCAGCUACGCAAACUCGGCCGGUCAUUUGGCCUCAAGCUGAUACCCAAGCUGUUCAAGAAGCCACGUUCAUAAUGGGAUCUGUCGGCCUCAGGAGCCCUGUUAGUCCCAGAACAGAGAACCGUCCAAACUGGUUCGAGCUUCGCGAACAAGCUGAGGGAGGGGUCGUUGGGGGUGUCACGGAGACCAGCCGUUCCGACGUACCACUGCAAGUCGAAAGUCCAAGCCACGGGGCUUUCGAUGGCAAGUUCCUUCUUCCGCAUAUCCCAGGUAGCUGGCCACUGUCCCCGCCAAGUUCACCAGCAGCGGUGCCAGCAAGCCUGCCCGUCCAGCCCUCCGCGCUCCAGGAGGCGCAGGACGCUCCUCCAUCACCAACUUCUCGAGCCAGAGGGUUUCUGAUGGCGGGGGGCGUAUCUCACGCCGGCCCGGGAAGAAGGACAGUGGUGCCACGUCCGGCUGAUGUCCCGAUGACAUCCCUGGAGCCCGAGUCCUCCUUGUCAGAGACGACAGGGGGCCUUCGGUCCCUUUGCGACUUGCCAAAUUUCGUAUUGGACUUCUGGGGCAAAUGGGUCGUACAGACGCGGGCCAAAGUCGUUCAAACAGUGAAGAGAAGGGCUGUAGGUGUCUGGACGCCUCAGACUUCUCGCGCUUCCCCCCGUGCUGUCGCCCACCCCCGACGCGAAGUCGAUACGAAACGCGACAAGAAGCUCUUGGGCAUGAGCAUGGAGCAGCGACGUGCAUUCCGCAUCCAAGAGAAGCGGAUACAAAGAAAGAAAGCGACGGUCCCAGUCGCUCAAGAGCUUCGCACGCCUGAAGUGAAGCCAAUGCCGUUCGCUGCUCCUGCUCCUGUCCAGUUAGCCCAGCGAGGACAACCUCUCCGCCAACGAUCGAAGCUCUCCAAAAGCUCGAUCAAUAAAAUCAAGCCGCCAACGCCUGGUCAAGUCAUUGCACCAGGCCGCGUUACCAAACAACGCAAAGUGCGGUCGGCGAGGGAGUCCUCGGAAUUGAGGAUACUGCGUCCAGGUGUCCUUCGAGACAUGUCGGACAAGGAGAGGAUUUGGAGAGUCCAACAGAUGAACUUGGAUUUUGUAACAUCAUCCCGGCCAGCCCAAGUUCUCGCGCCUGAGCCACAAGAAACAGUGUCACCCGUCGCGCCAGUGACACCAGUGCUCAGGGAGACCUCCGAACCUCCGCCACCUCCUAGUGCUUCGGAACCCCAAAUUUCGCCUGGAUCGUGUAUCAAAAGGCCAUCAUCUGCCGUGGGUACGACUCCCAUUGAUGAACCUCCUAGAGGUGAAUCGUAUGAUGGCUAUGCACAGAGACCAGGCGAACCAAGCGCUAGGAGAGUACACUGGCAUCUAGCCAGCACUCCACUCGGACAACCGGUUGUUGACAUCCGCGUCUACGACCCCAGCGCUCCAGUUAGACCAACACUGCGAGACGGGGAGGACGACAGUCAACAGCCGGCCCGCGCAACUAUUGACGACAAAUCACCAGAGGGACCGUUCAUUAAGCCCCUCAGCAGCAAAUGGGACUCGCGUCUCGCUGCCGAGAUGGCCCUUCCUGACUACCGUCAGGUUGGGACCACAAUCUCUGGUGAUCCCCUGACCCGUAAGGAUUUUGCGACAUGCUACACCCCGUUAGCGUGGCUCAAUGACGAGGUGAUAAAUGCAUACCUCGCAAUAAUCCUUGACUACGCUCGAAGGGCUUCGGGCAGUUCAGGGCGGCAUCGGGAGCCCAAAUACCACGCCUUCAACUCGUUCUUCUACUCUAGCCUCAGGGACAGAGGCUAUGAGUCCGUACGGCGUUGGGCUUCCCGGGCCAAGAUUGGGGGUUCAGCCUUGUUGGGGGUAGAGAUGGUUCUCAUCCCUAUCCACAACCAAGCGCAUUGGACCCUCAUGGUCGUCAAACCGAAGGCUCGAACCAUCGAGUACUUCGAUUCCCUUGGAGGCGCCUCACGAGCUCAUGUGAGCCGAGUGAAGGAAUGGCUCCAAGGCGAGUUGCGCGACCUCUUCAAAGAAGAGGAAUGGCGGGUUCUCCGGACAGACUCUCCACAACAGGACAACGGCAGCGACUGUGGGGUGUUCCUCCUAACCACUGCUAAGAUGGCGGUGUUAGGCUUGCCCCUUUCAUAUGGGGCGAGAGACAUUCCCACGAUCCGUAAGAGGAUCGUUGCCGAAAUCCUCAAUGGAGGUUUCGAAGGAGAUUUCGACCCGAAAGUCGAGUUCCCUGUCAGAUCUAGGUUGUAA